Anguilla rostrata (American eel) is the source of this 5898-nucleotide messenger RNA. RefSeq names its product solute carrier family 7 member 1a (gene slc7a1a). Gene Ontology annotation, cellular component: plasma membrane. The coding region runs from base 308 to 2260 and encodes 650 amino acids. Lineage: Eukaryota; Metazoa; Chordata; Actinopteri; Anguilliformes; Anguillidae. The record is from RefSeq and is a predicted model, not a curated record. The transcript is spliced from 12 exons. Gene Ontology annotation, biological process: L-ornithine transmembrane transport; L-arginine import across plasma membrane. Gene Ontology annotation, molecular function: L-ornithine transmembrane transporter activity; L-lysine transmembrane transporter activity; L-arginine transmembrane transporter activity.
GUAUUUCGACUUUAGUCAACGAAUGGCACUGAUCGGGCGGAGUCCGGGCGUGUGUAGCCUACUCUGAUCUGCAAUUUGACACCGUUCCUACCUUGCAUCACAACGUGGCUCCCCUCACCACCUGUCAAGAAAGCUAUUUAAUUUGGGCUUGGAGAGGAGUCUGACACAAUCUGUGCUGUAUGACCACUGUAACGUGGCGAACUCGUCCUAUUUUCAGCUUUAUUUCAUGUAUCUAGACAGUUCAUCCGAGGCUUCUUUGUCCUGUGACCUCUGACCUUUUACCUACGACCUUAGCGAGAGCUGGGCCAUGGCUCUGAAGAAGCUGGUGAGGUUUGGGAAACAGCUCCUGCGGGUGAAGGUGGUGGACUGUAACGCGGAGGAAUCGCGCCUGGCCCGCUGCCUCAACACUUUCGAUCUCGUGGCCUUGGGUGUGGGCAGCACGCUUGGCGCCGGGGUGUACGUGCUGGCGGGGGCGGUGGCGCGUGAGAAUGCCGGGCCCGCCAUCGUCCUCUCCUUCUUCAUCGCCGCGCUGGCGUCCGUGCUGGCGGGGCUGUGCUAUGCAGAAUUCGGGGCGCGUGUCCCCAAGACGGGGUCGGCGUACCUGUACAGCUACGUGACAGUGGGCGAGCUCUGGGCCUUCAUCACUGGCUGGAACCUCAUCUUGUCUUACGUCAUAGGUACAUCCAGUGUGGCCCGAGCGUGGAGUGCCACAUUUGACGAACUUAUUGGGAGGCAGAUCGAGCAGUUUUGUCAUAAAUACAUGAGCAUGAAGGCCCCGGGUAUCCUGGCUGAGUACCCUGACGUGUUCGCUGUUUUGAUUAUCCUCACCCUGACAGGCUUGCUGGCCUUCGGUGUGAAGGAGUCAGCCAUGGUCAACAAGGUGUUCACCUGUAUCAACGUGCUGGUGCUGCUGUUCAUGGUCAUUUCUGGCCUGGUGAAGGGAACACUGAAGAACUGGCACUUGGUGCCUGAUGACAUCCUCAACGGCACCAACGCCUCCCUCAAUGGGUCGGAUCCAUUGCCACUGAAGGAGAGCCUGGGCCUGGGAGGAUUCAUGCCCUUUGGAUUCACGGGGGUCCUGUCAGGCGCGGCCACGUGCUUCUAUGCCUUUGUGGGGUUCGACUGCAUCGCCACCACAGGUGAAGAGGUGAAGAACCCUCAGAAGGCCAUUCCCAUCGGGAUCGUGGCAUCCCUCUUGAUCUGCUUCGUGGCAUAUUUUGGCGUGUCAGCCGCCCUCACAAUGAUGAUGCCCUACUACAUGCUGGACAAAAACAGCCCCUUACCUGUGGCUUUCAAGUACGUGGGCUGGGAGGGGGCAACCUACGCCGUGGCAGUUGGCUCCCUGUGUGCACUGUCUACAAGUCUCCUGGGUUCCAUGUUUCCCCUCCCCCGAAUUAUCUUUGCCAUGGCCAGAGACGGCCUGCUCUUCUCGUUUCUGGGGCGAGUGAGCGAGAGGAAGACGCCCAUCAUCUCCACCAUGGCGGCGGGGUUAAUGUCUGCGGUCAUGGCCUUCCUCUUUGACCUCAAGGACCUGGUUGACCUCAUGUCUAUCGGAACACUGUUGGCCUACACCCUGGUGGCUGCCUGUGUCCUUGUGCUCAGGUACCAGCCGGAGCAGCCGAACCAGGCGUACCAGAUGGCCAGCACGCAGGACGAGAUCGAGCUGAGCGAGUCCAUCGGCGCCCCCAGCACCAGCAUGCUGCCCGGGGUGGAGGAGCGCUUCAGUGCCAGGAACCUGCUCUUCCCGGCCAACACGGAGCCGUCCAACCUGUCUGGCUUCGCCGUCAACGUCUGCGCCGCCAGCCUAGGAUGCUUGAUUCUGGUAUUCUGUGUUCUGGCGGUUCAUGGUGGGGUGGUGCUGUGGAACAUGGCAGUGCUGAGCAUCCUGGCCAUAGCCUGCCUGUGUCUCACCCUCCUUAUCUGGAGGCAACCUGAAAGCAAAACCAAACUGUCCUUCAAGGUACCCUUUCUACCCUUGCUCCCUGUGAUCAGCAUGUUCGUCAACGUGUACCUGAUGAUGCAGCUGGACAGGGGCACCUGGGUCAGAUUCGCUUUCUGGAUGGCCAUAGGGUUUGUUAUAUACUUUGGCUAUGGGAUCCGACACAGUACAGAGGCCGCGCUGGCUCGCUCAGGCACCGAGGCCGACCUCAACGGGUACAAGCGGGCCUGCACGCUGAACGGGGACCCCAUCGCCCCCGAAAAAGAGGCCUUCUUCAGCGACGGGUGUGAAGCCGCGGAGGAGGACGAUGGAGAUUUGUGAGGAUCCAGGGGCUUGCUGCUGUAACUGCCACCAGCUCAACGAGUUUAACGUCAACUGCGACGCUUGCAUCAUAGGCCUGGCAUUUUUUCAUUUUCAUUAUUUAUAGAAAAAAGCUCUCUUGCAAAUGAAAGGGAACCCAGGCAAAGUAAGUUGGCUGGCCCAUGAGAGCUCUUCACAUAAAUAAGGAGAUGGGUGGGAUCUAUUCUCCUUGCGCUUGUGGCUGCUAAAUUGCCUGUGUGCUGCAGCACCCUGACAAGUGCUGUUGUUGGUGUCGCUUGUUUGUUUAUAUUUUCAGUUUGCAAGAACCCAAAAAUGAAAGCACUACUUUUCUUUACUGUGUAGGGGGAGGUGGCUAGGGCCAUUUUAAAACUGCAGCUUUUGCCAAUUUUCUGAUUUGUUUCUGUCUGAUCUGGAGGUCAGCAGCUUUGAACAAAACACUCAGCUCCUGAGUUAGCAUUUAUUUGGAGCAUAAUGGCUGCUGCAACCCAUUGACUUUGUGGCAUAUGCUUUCUUGUGGAAGCUUUUAGCAUUGCCCAGCUAUCUGUUCAGUGGAGUUACAUACCCCUUUUUGGGGUAUGGGUGAGGUACUGACCUCCUUUUCUAGUGAUCCUGAAAUACUGCCACACUCAAGUGUAUGAGUGACAAUACCCUUUAGAGACACUUUGCUUUAUAGCUCUUAUUGCAAUAAUGUACAGUGCAGAAUAAAAUCUGAGAAAGAAUUGUUUUAAAACGUGCAAAAAAGAAAAGAAAAUUAUCUGCCCAUGCGAUAGCUAGUUUGAUUGCUCUAACAAACUGAGACAUUCAAAAGAACACAGGUUAGAUGUGUUGACCUUAGAAUGGAACUGAAUAGCUUACAGACUCUGGUGGCCUCAUAGAAAGGAGCCCAACAGUAGGAUUCUGACAGGGUGAGCUGACAGUCCCUCUUUUAUACAGACCUGUUUAAUUUUAAACAGAAAUUAAUUAAUAUGAUAUGACAUUGGUGAGUGUUCAUUGGUUUCUGAUCCUUGGAGACUCCCCCCACCCCCACAGGGUAAUGGUUUGUUCCAUAACUUAGGCUUACUUGUAAUGUUGUUGGGAGGGGGGCUCUAAAUUAUAAUUAAAGAUAAUAAUAUAUUCCUCCACAAAUUUAUAUUCUACAGAUUUAAUAAAGUAUGUUUAGGAAAACUGGUCACCACAUUUUCAUAGUCAGCUAUCAUACACUUCAUGAGGGUGAGGGUAUAUAUUAGUAUUCUAUUUUUUUUUUACCAGAACUGAGAGAACUUUGCCAACCCCACUUGAAAAAUGUUGAGAUCGUAGCCCAGAAACACUUUCACCCUCUUUUACAAAGAUAAUCAUUAGUGCCACCUAGUGGUAUAGCCCAAAGAGAGGCCCUGUUUUCAGGGAGUUGCUGAGAUGAUACAACAUAUUGAGAACAGUGCUGGAUUCUGUCACUCAGUAAAGCCACACCACUUGGCUUGUGUUUUGUUGUUGCUGUUUUUGGAAAAAAGAACGUAACUUUUUUGUUUUUUCAAAUCAAUUCUUUCUCCAGUUGUGAAAUGCCGAGUUGUAACAAAACAAAAAGCAAUAUCAGCCACUUUUCUCACUUCUCACUCUACAGUCCAGUUGAGUAAGCACCAGCAUUGAGCCCGAGGUUGUUACAUGUGCAGUUUGUGCAAGGGAGUUCCUGGUGCACAAGGCAGCAAACAUGAUCCAAAUAUGUUCCAAGUGUGUUGAUUGUGUAGCAAUUGUGGUUUGAACAGGCGCAGUGCUAUAUUUUCUCCACAUUGUUGUAGAGGUCAUUGUGGACUUGUUCUUUGGCUGGUUGAAAAUCAAGGUAAUUUACAUCCCAAAUGAAGAUUCUUCUCUUAAAUCUCCAGUGUCAUGCUAGUAGUGUAUACAUUUCAUUGAUCAGGCUUCAUGUGAAAUUAGUAAAAAUAUGAAUUAAUUAUUUGUGUAUAAAUAUAUCUUGCUAUAUGCACAAGACAUUUUCUGUAAAUAAAAAUUUGUUUAUAUUUUCCUUGUGGUAAAUUAUUUGUAAAUUACAAACAUGCAUUUUUUUUUUUUUUUUUUUUUUAAAGCAGUUGUUUGUUAAAUGUCUUGAGAUUGUCAGUGCUGGUGAAUGGUCUGUGUCGAACGAAGGUGUCAGAAUCUAGUCCUGGAAAGUCCUAGACUUUGAUGUGUUUGAGCGCCAGUGAUCCCUUUAAUCUGCGGAUUGACUAAACAGUCCUCACACCAUGCUCUGAAGGCUUUAACUGGCUGCUAUAUGAAAGGAAAUCAUGAAAACAUGGUGACACUCUGACCCUCCACUGGACUGGAGUUUGGCACCCACCAUUUGCUGAGCCUUGACUUGGUACUUUGUCGCGUACCGAGUGUUCCAUGUAAAAAUAAUACUUAGACUGUUUGUGUGAGUAUUGUAUAAAGUAACUGCAUUUCUUACACAAACCUGGGAUGCACCAGGUCCCUGAAGGUUUGUACCUUCACCCUUUUGCACUAGUGUAAGAUAAAGUUGAUGUGUGGUACGUACACCCAUGCAACGUGAGAAAUAUCUUAUUUGAAGGAAGGUUAGGAUGUACCCCUGUACAACUCGCUGUGACAUCUUUACUUUCACGUGUGCCUUGAAUUUACAUAUCACAAUUAGGUCUAUUUUUCUAAGAAGAAAUGUGUUCACUGCUUUUGCUGCUCUUGAAAUAUGCACACCUGCCAAAGCUUUUAGACACCCUGUUUACAAAGUAAAUUUGUAGCCCACAUGGCAAUGUAGCUGACUGUGACACAACCGUCUCAUUCAGUUCAGCAUUCUGUAGUUUUGUACUUUUUGAUGGAAACAGCAAUAUUUAACUAGUGAUGUACCCAAGGAGAAUAUAUCAUGUUAUUUGUAUUUUUUUCAGAAUACAUGAAAGCAGCCUUGUUAUGAGUGACUUUGGCUAUAAUGUCUAGCCCAAUUCAGAUUUUUUUUUUUUUUCAAAUCUGAUCUGUUUAUGUCCAUCUGUCUGCACUAGCUCAUAUAAGUGAUUUGUAUGUGUGCCCAUGCGUUCAGACACGCUGCACUUUGAAAUGCCUCUCAACUGCAAAAUGAGAAGUUGUACGCAGGGAGAGAGAUGUACGAUGUAGAAAAAAGCACUUGAACGCAAAGAAAUCCAAUCAGUGUGUCGUCUUUGCACGUGUCACGUCUAGAGAUUUGGAACUGAAUCGCAAUGUAUUUUCGCUGUUUGUUCAAUGGAUGAAAAUUUUUGUUCCAUACCCGAGUCAGAUCUCUGUCAGGCAAUCAUAACAGUCUAAUCAUUGUGUAAAGUGUAUGUCAUCUACAUCAGUUUAAGUUUUACUCUGUUUUCUUGGACCAUUUCUAAUGUCAUAUCUUGGUGUCGUUGUAUUUGUACAUAAUGCUUAGAUAACACUUUACAUUGGAGUGCUGCCUAUAUGUAUAUAAAAUGAAUUAAUAAUAUGCCAUAGGUCAUAUAAUAACAUAUAGGCUCACGUAUACGCCCUUUUAUUAUCAUUAAGGAAAAAUGUAUGCUUUACAAGAUAUGCAAACAAUUACCAAUAAGUCAUUUUUUUUAAAUAUAUGGAACAAAAUAUUACUCAAAAGUAAUUUUUCUGCAAUGUAAAUAUCUGAAAGGUGUUACUUGUAUGUAAGUGGUGCUGUAAAUAAAUUCUUUCCAAGA